Messenger RNA from Nylanderia fulva, 1618 nucleotides. The record is from RefSeq and is a predicted model, not a curated record. NCBI's taxonomy places the organism in Eukaryota, Metazoa, Arthropoda, Insecta, Hymenoptera, Formicidae.
GUCUGCCGCCAAAAAUUGGCGGCAAACCGAUAGAUUAGUCCGGUAAAGCGUGGCAUUUGUGACGUGUUUGCAGUGAAGCCUCACAGAUAAUAAUUAUGUCUGAAAAAGAGUUGGGAAUGUCUUUAAAAUUCGCGAAAUUGUCGGACAAAGCAUUUGCGCCGACAAAAGGUUCAGAAUAUGCAGCAGGAUACGAUUUACGAAGUGCAUACAAGUAUAUUAUACCAGCCCGUGGCAAGGAAUUAGUUAAGACUGAUUUACAAAUAGAAGUUCCUCAUGGUACAUAUGGCAGAGUUGCCCCACGAUCUGGGUUAGCAUGGAAAAAUCACUUGGAUGUAGGCGCAGGUGUUAUAGAUGCAGAUUAUCGCGAAGAAAAUGUAUGGAAGCUUUGCCAAGAUGUAGCGACUAGGCAUCCUUCCGAAUUACAACAUUGUCACGUUGUUUUCGUAAGCAAUUCGCGACGAAGCGUUCCCCUUUGGCGUCAACGGGCAGGAAAGGACGAGGACAAAUUAGUUGUGUGGGAUUAUCAUGCUAUUCUCAUCUAUGCGCCCGAUGAGAGGGCAGUGGUGUACGAUUUAGAGAGCUCCCUGCCGUUCCCUACACAUUUCUGGAAAUAUGCCACCGAGACCUUCAGAUCUGAUGAAGCAUUGCGGCCUGAAUAUCACAGAAGAUUCCGUCUGGUACCUGCCAGCGUAUAUUUGCAACAGUUCGCAUCAAGUCGGCAUCAUAUGAAACGCAAGGAUGGCACAUGGAUCAAAACACCGCCAGAUUAUCCUCCGAUUUCGACACCAACGUGCAAGGAUAAUCUUGACUCAUUCAUCAAUAUGGAAGCAGGAACUGGAUUAGGCGUUGUAAUGAGUUUGAAACAAUUAGUCAAUCGGUUUUAUAGGCCAAAUGUCAACGCACAGGCGCCGACACCGCCUCAGCCGCAAGCCACAGCGACUUAAAUUGUGAGCUACAGUGUGUUGUUCGCAUACGCUUUGAUUACAGAUAUUGGAAAUAAAUUGUAUGGCCUAAGGGAAUUGGUUUCGGUGCGUGCACCUUUGUGGGCUAAAAUAUUUGAUCGAAAUUUGAUAAUAAUGUUAGUUAAUUGCUGCUAAUUCUGGCAGAAUUUCAAGUAUAAAAUCGUUACAAUUAUAUCUUUAUUAGAGCGAAAUUCGCUCAAAAAGAUGGAACCGAGAGAACUUUAGCGAAGUUAAAUUCAUUGUCGCGUUGUGAUACUUUUAUCACAGUUUUGUCACAUUAUGUACGUUUUAGAACUUAGAUAAAUUUAUUGUUUUUUACUAAUUAUUUUCUUUCUGCUAUUCCAGCACAAACAUUAUGCAUAAACUUUUGUAUAGUAUAAGACAUAAAAAUAUCCAUACAACUAUCGAUUAUUUAUCUAUCAUUGUAAUCCCGGUUCCAGAUAGAUAGAUUUAAAAUCUCAUAUUGUACUCAUAAUCAAAAUCUAUGUAUAACAGAAACACACACUUUUUGCAACACAAUAACAGGAUUGACGUCUUAUUCUCCAAUCGAGUAAUUUGGCUUAUCACGCAUAAAAAGCAAUUCUGCUGAGCUACAUGAUAAGUGCUUAUGUACCAUAUUAAUGGACUUCAUUAAAAAAAAUCCAUUUUCUCUCUUC